AUGCCUCGCCGAAUCCCUUCGCAAGUGCCACAGACCGUCUCGAGGCUGCUCGAGUCCGGCUUCCUCAAGCAGCAGCCGGCCUGGUACGAGGCAGUCACCAACCACCCACCCAUGACCGUACCCGCCCGUCACCCGGUCAAGCGUCCCGAUGAAGACCUGCCCGCGCGCCUGCGUUCGACAGCACAGACGGGUCUCGCCAAGAUCGGCUCGUCGUCCAAAGCCGCCGCACCGGCCAACGCCAAGUUCGGUCGCGACACGACCAACUCGAAGAAAAAGUCACGCACCUUGACGCCUACGCUCAAGCCCAAACCCAUCACGUACGACGAGGACAAGGUGCGACAGCAGUUCUACCGCGACCAUCCCUGGGAGGCGUAUCGACCCAAGACGCUCGUCGAGAUGAGUGCAGAGGUCGGUAGCGAAUCGCGCGUCAGUGGCGAUGCCAAGCGUCUGCGUUCGUACGGCCGGGAUCCCAGCGUCGAGGAUGUGGUGGCAUGCACCAUCGCCGCCCACCGCCAGGGAGGACUGUCGUUAUCACAGGCAUACCACAACACGCUUUCGUCCUACCACGCCCUCAAGGCCGAGCACGAACAUGCUACACGCUACGCUGCGCUCGAGGCGCGAUACUACGGUGCGGACCUGGGCAAGUCCGAGACGCAGCGCGGAUUCGAAAAGGAGGACAAGGCGCUCGAAUCGUGGGCCGCAUGGGCUGCAGGAGGUGCUCAGCUCGGCGAUCCUGCCACGCAAGCCACCGAGGUGCAGCAGGUCAAGGCAACCAGAGUCAAGCGCACCGACGACACCUUCACCUCGGGUCAGGCAUACCUCGAGGCGGCCAAGGCUUUCAAGGAGGGCAAAGUCAGCGCAGAGCGUCUGGACAGCGGCGCCGGUGCCACGGCGCAGCAGUCAUCGGCUGGCGCAGCCGCAGGUGCACCCAACAAUGCUCUGCCCGGCGACUCGGCAGACGACUUCCUCGGCCUCGCCCAGUCCACCAUUCGCCCAACACAAGCACCAGCGAGCGAGCAACAGCCCGCAGCCGCGCGCAGCUGA
Moesziomyces aphidis is the source of this 1044-nucleotide messenger RNA. The record is from the annotation of a GenBank genome assembly. NCBI's taxonomy places the organism in Eukaryota, Fungi, Basidiomycota, Ustilaginomycetes, Ustilaginales, Ustilaginaceae.